Messenger RNA from Hydra vulgaris (swiftwater hydra), 426 nucleotides. RefSeq names its product retinol dehydrogenase 12-like. Lineage: Eukaryota; Metazoa; Cnidaria; Hydrozoa; Anthoathecata; Hydridae. The record is from RefSeq and is a predicted model, not a curated record.
AUGUGCAGCAAAUUUGGAGAAGACACCACCGCAAUGGAGGUUGUAGAAGGCAUCAGCUUAAGAGGCUAUGAAGUAAUAGUGACCGGUAGAAAUUCUGGAAUUGGUGUUGAAACUCUUAGAGCUUUAGCUAAAGCUGGUGCCAGAUGUGUUCCUUGUACAAGAGAUUUGGAAAAAGGACAUCACGUUGCUAAAGAAUUAAUUGCUUCUACGAGAAACGAUCAGAUCGAGGUCGAGUUGGACUCUUUAAAAAGUGUAGAUGACUUAGUGCAAAGAUUUUUUGCAAAAAAGAGACCGUUAAAUAUCUUGGUUAAUAACGCUGGAGUUAUGACUUGUCCUAAAUCUUUUACUAAAAAUGGAUUUGAAAAACAAUUUGGUAUUAAUCAUUUAAGACAUUUUGCCUUGACUAUUGGACUUUUACCGCGUUGA